Amborella trichopoda is the source of this 1455-nucleotide messenger RNA. Its product is annotated as GDSL esterase/lipase At5g37690. NCBI's taxonomy places the organism in Eukaryota, Viridiplantae, Streptophyta, Magnoliopsida, Amborellales, Amborellaceae. The record is from RefSeq and is a predicted model, not a curated record. Gene Ontology annotation, molecular function: hydrolase activity, acting on ester bonds.
CUCUCUCUCUCUCUCUCUCUCUCUUUGUAAGGUUCAUUUCCAAGGGGAAGAAAGGGAAAAACCAGAGGGAGAGAAACAGAGCAUAUAAACCAAGAAAACCCCAGACAAAGUUAACCAAGAAAAUUGGAAGAAAGAUUUCUUGAGAGAGAGGGAAGAUGGGGAAUUUGUUGAGGAGAUGGUUUGGAGGAGUCCGUGUUGUGUUGAUUUUGUUGAUAGCAUUUGAAAGCAUGGGGAGGAGCAAUGGUCAUUUGCCAGUGAGUGGUUUGUUCAUUUUGGGAGAUUCCUCUGUAAAUUGUGGCAACAACCUCUUCUUCCCCAGCCUUCCUUUCUCUUUGGUCGAUACCUCCUUUUUACUUCUCUGCAACACCACUCUUGUCCCUGAUCUUCUCGCCAAGAAGUUGGCUCUCCGGCCAGUCCCACCGUUCUCCGGCCAAAGCGAGAAUGUGGGGAGGGCAAUGCAGGGUCUGAACUUUGGCGUCCCCUCUGCCACCAUCCUCACUUCCGGCGACCUCGACUAUGUCAGUCUGAAACAGCAGAUACGUUAUGCUCUCAAUACCCUCCAGAAUUUCGAUCUUGCCCUCGGCCGCCGAAGGGCCCGCCGCCUCAUCUCCUCCUCCAUUUUCUACCUCUCCAUGGGAGCCCACGACUACACCGACCUCUACUAUCCUGAUAUUUAUGUCGCAGGAUCAAGGCACCCAGAAUUUGCCCACAUUUUGGUUGGUGAGGUGACCCGAGCCAUGAAGGAUCUAUACCACGCAAAUGUGAGGAAAAUCAUCGUGGCGGGAAUCGGGCCUCUUGGCUGUGCCCCUCGAUUCCUAUCAGAGUCUGAUCCAGACUCUAUCAACUCCACGAAUGGAGGCAUCAAAUGUGAGGACCAACUGAAUGACAUGAUACAAGAGUACAACACUGCUCUAUCAUUAGCCUUGAAGAACCUAAGCUCCGAAUUGCCACAUUUGCGCAUCACCUUCUGCGAUGUCUAUAAAGGACUCAUGAAGAUGAUCUCGAAUCCACAACCCUAUGGAUUUAAAAUUGUAAACAAGGCAUGUUGUGGGGUCGAAAAUUAUGGGGGAUGGGAUGAAUGUGGGGCUAAAGAGCCCAUGUGUGAAGACCCUUCAACCCAUGUUUGGUGGGAUGGCUAUAACCCAAGUGAAGGAGCAAACCAUCUCCUUGCUGACUGGGUAUGGUCAGGAGGCCCACUCGGCAUCUGCUCUCCAAUGAAAUUCCAACAGCUAGCCGCCACAUCAUCCUUGAUGAUAGUUCAGCAACCAGAGGAUUGGCAAGACCCAUGAUGUUUAAAGUUCUAGGAUAGCUUUUUAUUUUGCCAAAUACACUAGUUUUAUGCUUUCUUUGUUGUUUGGUUAGUCGUGUACAAGUCUUAUCUUGGUUUUGACUUAGACUUGUAGCAUACUUUUAACAUUUUUGGGAAAUGAGGGAGAGGUCAUCAUGGCUUUGAAA